Molecule: messenger RNA, 2118 nt
Organism: Spodoptera frugiperda (fall armyworm)
Lineage: Eukaryota; Metazoa; Arthropoda; Insecta; Lepidoptera; Noctuidae
Product: 1-acyl-sn-glycerol-3-phosphate acyltransferase beta
Exons: 6
Coding region: 80-1942 (620 amino acids)
Biological process (GO): phosphatidic acid biosynthetic process
Cellular component (GO): endoplasmic reticulum; membrane
Molecular function (GO): 1-acylglycerol-3-phosphate O-acyltransferase activity
Source: RefSeq, a predicted model, not a curated record
AGAUAUAAUAAUUAAUUCAGUAUGGAUAUAAACAUAACGCGAUUCGAAUGUGUGGUCGGUGUGCGCAAGAACGGUCAAAAUGUGGUAUCAAAUAAUUUUAUUCACAACAGUAUGUGUGUUCACUUAUGUUCUAAAGAAACUGCACGCUACUGGACCAAAUAAAUUCAAGUUUUAUUUUAAUUUCUGUAUAUUUUACUUCUUAACGUCCGUGUUAGCCGCUGUGAUUUGGCCCUACUUUCUAUUAAGCCCUAAAAACGUGAGAAAUGCCAAAAUAGCAGUGCGAUUGCUGAAGCACGUUACCAAAUUAUAUGACUUAGAAUGGCAUCUCCGAGACGGGGAGAUCUUGGCCGAAGAUCGAGGAGCCGUCAUCAUCUCAAAUCACCAGAGCUCUCUUGAUAUAUUAGGAAUGUUCAAUAUAUGGGACGUCGUCGAUAAGUUAGCGGCUAUUGCCAAGAAAGAAUUGUUCUACAUUUGGCCGUUUGGUCUGUCGGCCUACCUCGCCGGAGUCGUGUUCAUUGACCGGAGUAAUGCGAAAGGAGCCUACAAACAACUCAAAAUGACGUCCGAAGUCAUGGUAAAAAAUAAGUGUGACUUGGAGACACUCGCGGACGAUCCCAGCGAGCAAUAUGCGGAGCGGGAGGAGUUUGAGAAGCAAUAUUACAGCUUGGUGGCUACCGCCCGGCAGCUGAUCAGCGCCACCCGCAGUAGGCAGGCAGGAGAUUCGUCGUCCGAGGUGGGGUCUUGUGCUAGUCACACACAUACACAUAACUCUAUACGUCUACCAAAAAUUGAUCUACCUAAGUUUUCGGGCAGCUAUCAUGAUUGGCUAGAGUUUAGGGACACAUUCAUUUCAAUAAUCCAUAGCAAUAAUAACAUAAGUAAAAUCAAUAAAUUACAUUAUCUUCGCGCUUCUUUAAAAGAUAGUGCUUCUCUUGUCGUAGACAAUUUAGAUUUCAGUGCGGAGAACUACGAUGCUGCCUGGAGGUUACUUUGUGACAGGUAUGACAAUAAGAGAUUACUUGUCAAUAAUCACGUGCAAGCUCUCUUUAAUGUAAACCCUAUCUCUAAAGAGUCAAGUAAGUCGUUACGCCUUAUUAUUGAUACAACGAACAAAAAUCUUAGAGCCUUAUCUACACUUGGGCAACCAGUUCAACACUGGGAUACGCUUAUAAUUUAUAUUAUGGCUAGUAAAUUAGAUCAGGUGACAAAUCGUGAGUGGGAGGAGCAUAGAAACUCUCUGACUGAACCUCCAACAUUAAAUAUUUUUAUUAACUUCCUCAGCAACAGAUCAGAUUUAUUAGAAACACUUGAGGAGUCGAAGUCCAUCAAAACAAGAGGCGAGGGUCACAGCGACAACAAUAAAUCUAAUAAAAGUUUUCUGGCCACUACUGAUAAACCUAAAUAUAAGCCUUUAUUGUGUCCAAUGUGUAAACAGGAUCAUCAUGUAUUCACUUGUGAGACAUUCAAAUCACUUCCAGUGGAGGUUCGUAACAAAAGGGUUCAUGGUUUUAAUGUAUGUCUUAACUGUUUGCGACCAGGCCAUGAUGCUAAUAAGUGUAAGUUAGGAAACUGUAAAUAUUGCAAUAAAAAGCACAAUACAUUGCUACACGUUCAUACUGAUAGUGAGCUCUCAAACACUCAAAAUGUUGUCUUGUCGGCUAAUCAUUCUGCUUCAUCUCGCAUAAUUCUACUUUCCACAGCGCUCGUGCGGGUGACGGACACAAAGGGCAGCUGUCACACUGCUCGAGUCUUGCUGGACAACGGGAGCACGGCCAACUUCGUGUCCAGCGACUUAGUCCACAAAGAUUUGGUUGUUCCCCGAAGGAACACGGAACAAAGAUUAUACGAAGCUACAGCCUUUCAAAAAGGGUGCGUUCAACAUAGCCGUGGCAGCACAGGUCCCCAUCAUCCCCGUCGUGUUCUCACCCUAUUACUUCAUUAAUAAGGAGAAAUACAUUUUCAAUAAAGGUCACGUGAUAAUCCAGUGCCUAGAGCCAGUGCCCACAACUGGACUGACAAUGGAUGACGUCCCGGACCUCAUCAACAAAAUCCACGAGAAAAUGUCGAUAGCAUACAAAGAAUUAUCGAAGGAGGUCGUCAGUGCACUCCCAGUCGACU